Molecule: messenger RNA, 285 nt
Organism: Microthlaspi erraticum
Lineage: Eukaryota; Viridiplantae; Streptophyta; Magnoliopsida; Brassicales; Brassicaceae
Source: the annotation of a GenBank genome assembly
AUGAUAAGUCGAGGGUCGAGUCACUACUCAAGGAUCUUGAGAGUACUUUACAAGAUAAGCGACGAAGAAUUCAAGAGGAAUCUUGUUUUUUACUGGGGAGAGAUUCAAUACGGGACACUCAAAUUCAACCGCAUGGAUGCAGAGGUGGCUGCACUGAGAGAGCUAAAGAAGGAAGAAUUGAUUGAUUUCUUUGACGAAUUCAUAGAAAUCGAAGACAUUGUUGGUUUCAGAAAGUCUCAACCUCUAUACGGAUCGCUGAAAGGAUGUAGCCAGCUGAAACUGUGA